AUGAAGAUCACCACUUUUGCAGCUACCCUCCUCAGUCUCGGCAUUGCAGCUGAUACAGCCGCUGCUGCGUGCUGUAACGUCAAAGUUUGUGAUGGCUUUAACCGCAAGGGCAAUUGCAUGGGUGGCUGCUACCCUUACGGCAAGACCGUCAAAAUCAACAGAAGCGGACUUAAAUCAUCAAUCGGUUCUGGACAGACUGCCAGUGAUUGUUUCUGCACCUUUGGCAAAAACAGUCAAUCAUGUAUGCUAGUUAAUUCAAAGGGCCAAAACGCCCCUAACAAUUGCCUUACUGGCAUUAAUAAUUUGUACUGUCAGAGAAAGAAAUGA
Fusarium graminearum PH-1 is the source of this 327-nucleotide messenger RNA. RefSeq lists its product as uncharacterized. The transcript has 2 exons. The record is from RefSeq and is a predicted model, not a curated record. The coding region runs from base 1 to 327 and encodes 108 amino acids. NCBI's taxonomy places the organism in Eukaryota, Fungi, Ascomycota, Sordariomycetes, Hypocreales, Nectriaceae.